GUUCGCACCUACCUCCGGCAGCGGCGACCCAAUUCACUGAUGGCCGGCCAUGUGAACCGCACACUCUUUGGGGUGCUGCUAAUGCUCCUCUGUCUUAGCGUGGGCGUUGAAAGAGGUGGCUUGAUGGUGAUACUGGUGGGAUUCUACCUGAUGGCCACAGGGAUCUUCCGGCUGGCCAGGUACACAACACGUGCGCUGUUUCGCGUAUGCUCCAUGCUCUUCGGAGCAUUGCUUCCGCUUCUCGCGCUCGGAGUGCAUGUUGUAAAUGGUGGCCGGCCUGCGUGGGAGUUCACAGUGAUGGUGAGCGUCAUGGUGGCCUACAUGGCGGCGAAGGGCACCUUGCAGCUGAACAGGGACUCAGAGCCAUUCGGGAUGAUCCUCGUGAUCCUUGGUCUCGGCUUGUACAUCGUAAUUAUGGGGAUGGAACGUGGUGUCGUGCAGGUUUACUAUGAAAGGAAAUCAGCAUCGCUUCUGAACUCAGCAUCGCUUCUGCACAACAUACGACAGUAUCUCAAGGUCUGGAAGGAGCGCAUGCGGAGGUAUGGCUCCUGACAUGGGUCUAACAUUGUCCUUCUGAACAAUAUCCAGAAUGCACC
This is a messenger RNA of Schistocerca americana (American grasshopper), 596 nucleotides long. RefSeq lists its product as uncharacterized. Lineage: Eukaryota; Metazoa; Arthropoda; Insecta; Orthoptera; Acrididae. The coding region runs from base 40 to 552 and encodes 170 amino acids. The transcript is spliced from 2 exons. The record is from RefSeq and is a predicted model, not a curated record.